UCUAUGGGCCUCCUGGGGAAGAUGGAGUGGGUGAGAAUGCUCACAGCCAAGGCUCAACUUGGACUGAUUUGGGAGGAGAUAAAGGAGGCUCUGAGGCCACUGGGGUGCCCCCAAUGUGGCUGCAGUUGCCUCCAGAGUCCUGGGAACCUGCUGAUUCUUCUGCUGUUCCUGAUUUGGCAGUUUAGGAGAAAGCAUCACCCAUGGCUCCCAAACAAACAGGAUGGGAGUCAAAGCAUGGUCCUCUCACUUUUAUUCCCUACCUCCCAUAAGUUCCCAGAGAGAGCCCAAAGUUGGCAGCCCCAAAGCUGGAAAGGAGCUCUAUUCUACAAGGAGGAGGAAGAAGAAGAGGAGCAGCAGCAGAAGGAUGAAGAAGAGAAAGAGGAGGAUUUACUGAGACAAAAGAGGCUAGAACCUUGGUGGUAUUCCCACCCUAGAAAUAUGGAGGCUGAGCAGAAGACCUCUUUCUUCCAAACAGAGACUUUAGGGACACCAAAUGAACAGGUGGGGAACCUACGUCCCUCAUUUUGGGGUCCCCAUGAGGCAUGCCAGCCUUUCAGGGGUUCCAAGAGACUCCCAGUCAAAAGAGUGACACUGGAGCCAAUGCCCAACUCUAACCACCUUCACAGCCCUACUGGCCUGAACCAGGCCCCCACCUCCCUUUGUCCCCAUUCUACUUCAAGUGAAAAGGCAAAAGGGAGUAUCCAGUUCUUUUGGGGACUCCCUUCUCUCCAUAGUGAGUCUUUGGAGGCCACUUUUCUGAAAUCUGUUUGCACCUUCCCUGAUGGGGCCACUAACCAACAGCUACCUUUGUAUACACCCCUCAUCUUCUUCAAUGACCUCUCUUACCACCCCCUGUCCAACCUAAAGGUUAAAACAGUAUCCCUUCCUCCCCCAUACCUGCCUUCUAUCUCUCCUCUCCCUGCCUUGCAUGAAAACUGUGAGACUGCAGAAAUGGCAUCCUUUGGGCUCCCAAAUGGACCAGAAGCCCCAUGGUGGGCCUCUGAGUCCCAAGGCCCAAUCCCAGAUCCACUGUUACCUUUACGUUCUCCCCCAUAUUCCCCAGUGAAACCUCAAGAAGUUCACUUCAUGGGAGUCACAAAAGUGAUGGCUUCAGAUGACUAUGAAGUCCCUGGGCCUCAGAAUGUACAACAGAGUAAACUACCCUGGCCCCCCAAAUCUCUAGCCCAGACCCCCAGCUCAUCUUCAGUCGCUGUUCCUAAACCCCAAGGAAUAACUGGUCCAAUAGAAGACCUCAAAGUCGUAGUCUCUGAGGCCCUACUGGGAAAUCAACAGCAGAUUCAGUUUCCCCAAGACCUUAACCCUUCAGGCCCACACCUCAAUACAUCCCUACCACAUCUGCUUAAGCCUCAAGAAGCUGACCUCAGGGGAGCCUGGAGUGAGAUUGCCCCCAUGACUGAGCCCAAGGCCUCAUGCUAUAAGAUCCAGCAAAGUGAACUCCUCCAAGCUGCUGGGACUCCAACCUCAUGGGUCAACCUGCAGAUCCCCCCUGAGCCCCAAGGAACUGGCCUUACACGAAGUCCCAGAGUCACCAGCCUUAUGACCCCUCAUGGACCUGAGAUCCCAUGGUAUAACAUGCAAGAGAAAGAACCUCCCUGGGCUGCUGGGCCUCCAGGCCCAGAAGUUCAAAUGAAGCCCCAGACUGGGCUGCAAGGAGCCAGCCCUAUAGAAGUCUCAGAAGGGACAGUCCCAAGUUGGGACAUAACACAGACCCAGCCUCCUUGGAUCCCAGUCCUAUCUUUAUUCCACCAGGUCGAACCCCAAGGAGCAAACUCUGAGGGAACCCCUAUCCAUAUAGCUAGGCUAGAGCUCCCAGGAUGGGGAGUCCAGCAAAUACAUCUGUCCUGUACCCUAAGGCACAAUACUCCUCUCCUUGAGCCACCAUCCCAUACAUGGAUGCCCCCUUUGAGGGUGCCAGCUAAAACUCAAGAGGACAAGCACUACCCACCAGGAUCCCUCACAGAAGAUAAACUCCCAACGGCCGGGAUAAUGACCUCCAUGCCCCAGGAGGAAGCACCUCUCCAUACCCAGGGGACCCUGGGCCCUGGAACUGAAGGCUGUCUCCAGAACAAAGAACCCAGAAUCCAGUUUAAGAAAAACCAGUAUAAUCCUGGUUACCAUUCCCUAGCUCCCAGCCCCCCAGCCUCUGGCCUGUCUUUUCCCAGGACCCCCCUUCAACAAGGCCUCUGUCCCUUGGAUAUCUCUUUCUGCCCCCUAACUUGUCAGAAUCCAGCCCUCAACCCUACCUCCCAAAGGGCUGUGGGAACCCUGUCCUCUAACUGUGUCCAUGUCCAUGCAAAGAAGGCUAUGUCUCAAGAUGCUAAACCCCUGCAUUGCCAUCCUCCCUCUGACCCUCAGCUAUGGCUGCAGGAGCUUGCUAGGGAUGAGCAGAGCCCUGCCAGGAAGGGGAGAGAUGUCUCCUUGAUGCCUCCAAAGACUCCUGACCUCCAGUCCACUGAGGUCCCAGAGUCCCAGUCCCUGAGUCAGUACAACAAGAACAUGACAGCUUCCAAAAUGCCAUGUAUGCACAGGAAGGCAAAACUAGGAGGGUCCAAGAAGUCAGAGCCCCUGGCCUCAGGCAAGAGCCAAGCCAAGGCCUCAGUCCUGAGCCGGAAGAGAGAACACUCCAGGAAACCCAAAGCUGAAGACCAGGGAGGAGGGGAUGGAGGAUGGGGAGUGUCCCCAUCCAAAGGAAAGAAUCCCUCCUCAGAGGGCAAGAAGCUUACAAGUCACUCCCCUGCACAAAGGUGCUUGGCAUCACCCCCACAUCAGGGGAGUGGGAAUCUCUGUCAGACUGCUUCUCGCCUAGAGCUACCUCAGCCUUCUACGAUGGAAACUUCCCAAGUUCAUUCCUCACAGGGCCCCUCAAAGGGUCAAGGAGCAGGCUGGGGUGACAACUCAGACUCCCAACAUUGGCAGGACUGCUCCCAAGGGGACUGGGGUCUCCAGAGGGAAGCAGGGAAAGGGAGUAACUCCAAUUCCUCUGGCCCAGCUAAGAGAGGCCUACAGAAGUUUCUGGGAGGGCUUCUGAACAACCCAAGUCCUAGCCAAAGAGCUCAGUCGGUGGAGUGUCUGCAGGAAGCAAUAAAAGUAACCCAAGAUCCCAUGGAGCUGCAGCACCGCCAUCUGGUGGCUGAUUCUCAAACAGCAGCCCAUCUGGUAGACCUGAGGUUUGCAGGGGUGCAGGAUGAGGAUAAUGAGGGGCUCCUAAAGCUGGGAGAGGGUGGGGACUAA
This is a messenger RNA of Dromiciops gliroides (monito del monte), 3252 nucleotides long. RefSeq names its product chromosome 1 C9orf131 homolog (gene SPATA31G1). The coding region runs from base 4 to 3252 and encodes 1082 amino acids. The record is from RefSeq and is a predicted model, not a curated record. Lineage: Eukaryota; Metazoa; Chordata; Mammalia; Microbiotheria; Microbiotheriidae. The transcript is spliced from 3 exons.